Molecule: messenger RNA, 6861 nt
Organism: Calidris pugnax (ruff)
Lineage: Eukaryota; Metazoa; Chordata; Aves; Charadriiformes; Scolopacidae
Gene: ARMH4
Product: chromosome unknown open reading frame, human C14orf37
Exons: 8
Coding region: 54-2306 (750 amino acids)
Source: RefSeq, a predicted model, not a curated record
UGCACUCUGGACUUGUCAGUCUCACAGGGUUCUGGGCACAUCUCUUCUCAGCUAUGAGUAGAUCAAUAGGAUUUAAUAUCUGCGUGGUCACCUGCAGCAUUCUGCUCUUGUCCUCCAGUCUACCAUGCCUCGCAUCUCAGCCACUGGAGGAGAAGGACAUGACAAAGGUCCAGCAUGGCCCCUGGGUAGGAAAUGGGGUAGAAGAUGAAAGGACAGGCAUGCUGAACUUGAAAAAUAACCUGGGCCCUUCUGAGCAGGCUGUCUCUGAAGAGCCACGCGAAGUGUCAGCAAAACCAUCUGAGACACCCUUAAAUGAAGCUUUCACUGUGGAAGGAGAAAUGCUGUCUGUAAGCCCGAGCCAUGUUAUCCCAGGCAGCCAGGGCCUGGGUGCUCACACUUCUGCUGUGGCAGUGGCUGCCACAGAUGAGGAGGAGCUUGGCCCCACGAAGUCAGAGCUGGAUGAGGAUGAUGUGUUCAAGGCCAUGCUGACAACAGCUGUAACCACGCUGAACCCUGCUGUCCAGGAGGAGUCUGUCAGUGGCCACAUCAGUGAGACCACAACGGAGGGUGGUGUUGAAGUAGAGCCCAGCUCUGCUGUUCUCUCAGCAAAACCCCUUUCUGGGGCAGCAACGGAGGAGGAGGCAGAGAGCAGCUCACACCCCUCAGCUGCACCCCAGCCCAUGCUGUACCCAAGCUCUCCCAGCUGGGAAACAGCCAGUGACCACCCUGUCAUCCCAACUCCACAGGCUCAUGGCGUGACCUCUGAGGUGGGAACACCAAGAGCCCGCACAGGGAGCCCUCUGAGGUCCCUGGUUUUGCAAGCAUCUGUGGCUCCAAAACGUCCCCUCAUGGUGACUAAGGCCUCCCUCCACCUGGAAGGAGGGACGGGUGUCAGGGGAGGAGAGCUGCCUUCCACAGCUGGCACUGUCACCAGCCGUCCUAUGGACACUGUGCCACCUGAUUGGGACGACACAAAACUAGGGGCCAUCAGUCAAGGGGGAAGCACAUCUCAUGAGGAGGUGACAGAGGACCUGGGGACAACAGAACCAUUACAGACAACACAGGGAGGUGUGGGGGAGGAAGAGGAUGUGACAAGAGUGCUGCCAGCCCUAGCAUCACCUCCACCAACUCCUGGGCUUGCCGAGGAGACCAACUACACAGCCCUGGUGGAAGGGGAGGAGUUGCCAACAGUUUCCACAGAUGGCAGUGAUGCUUUCCACACUGUGAACAUGACGGGUGUAGGCACGGCUGGUCUCAGCUCGCUGGAAAACAUAGAUGCAGUCACAGCAGAGGAGGGGAAGAGCAUCCCACCGUCACAGCCGGAGGCUGCUGUGGUGACAGAUGCACAGUCUGAUCUCUCUGCUACUCCGGAAAGCUCAUGGAAAGGUGCUACUCAGGAGGUGACAACAGUUGCCCAGGAGGCCGAUGCUGCUCUGUCAGUUGUGACACUGACACCUGGCACUACACAGGGAACAGGAGCUGCAAGCCUUCUGCAGGAAAACAGUGGGGAGGACACCCAGAUGACAACUGCUCCUAGUGCCACCCAGGUGCUGGUGGCAACUGGUACUUCCCCUGUGGCAAAUACUCCAGGUGUAGAAGAUCUCACAGAUGUGGUACUGGUCACCAGCGAGAAGGCUGUUUCUGCUGCUGGUGGAUUGUCUGCUACCCAGCCUGGACAGACAGAGGAGCCAUCCAGCAGAACUGUGGUCCUGGUAACUCCAGCAUCAAUGGCAUCUUCUGUCAGGAGGACAGCUCUUCCACCUGUGAGGAAGAUCAGUACAGCUGUGACCUAUGGGCUAGACCGCCUGGAGUCAGAAGAGGGUGAGGAAGAGGAGGAAGAUGAAGAGGAGGAAGAAGAAGAGGAGGAGGAAGAGGAAGAUGAAGAAGACAAAGACGUAGAUUCGAUGGAUGAAAGCAUGGAAGGUGACACGGAGCUGCCAGGUUUCACACUUCCAGGCGAGACCUCCCAGGAGCCUAUAGCUGGCUUGGAAAACCCUGUGGCCCAGCUGGCUGGGGUGUCCUACCAGGUUCCUGACACCAUCGAGUGGGAGCAGCAGAACCAGGGUCUGGUGAGAAGCUGGAUGGAGAAGCUGAAAGAUAAGGCAGGAUACAUGUCGGGGAUGCUGGUUCCCGUGGGAGUCGGAAUAGCCGGAGCCCUCUUUAUCCUGGGAGCGCUCUACAGCAUUAAGAUCAUGAAUCGCCGAAGGAGAAGUGGCUCAAAGAGACACAAAAGAAAGCAGAGGGAAUUUAACAGCAUGCAAGACCGAGUCAUGCUCCUCGCCGACAGCUCCGAAGAUGAAUUUUGAGUUGAACUGCAGUGCCCUUGCGGUAGCCCGUGACUUUUAAAAAGAAAGGAGGGAGGGAGAGAAGAAAAGGAACAAGCGACUUUGUGCUGCAUCGCUGCUCCCCGCCGCCCGGAGCCACCGGUCGGUCCCACCCCGGCCCAACGGCAUGCUACGCUCUACGUGUACCACCCAGUGAUCUUUGUUUUGACACAGUAGUGAGAUUUCACAUUCGCACCCGGCGCCUCAUUCCGAGCCACAGCUGGAGCUGAUCCAUACGGACGAUCGUUUUCCUCUUACCCCGGUGUACUCUCCUGGUCCUGGCUGGCAGUAAUCUAAUCAUAACGAUAGCUCUCCCCUAGCCCGGGAAUGGAAAUCUUUACUGUGAAUGACUUCUGUCCAAUUUGUUAAUUUUAAAUGUUACAUUACCUGAGCUAGAGUUCAUUAGUGCUAAGAUUAGCUGCUCUGCUUAAUUAAUGAGUUAUACACUUGGACUGUAUCCCUUGCCACCUGAGAAGUGCCCACGUACAGUGUUGUUGAUACAGUUUGAAGCACAUUUCUGCACUCGGGUCCCCGGCUCUCACCCCUUCUUUCUUCCUUCGGCUCUGCUCCACGCUUCUUGGAGACACACAGGAAUGGCCUCGACACUUGAUUUCACAGCAAAAAUCAUAGUUCAUUGUCAACCAGCACUGUCUGUUACAGCACAAUAAAUACCAGCGCUCACCUACUGACGGAUGGUCUUGCAUGGAUCUCUUAGCUUUUGUUCUGUGUGCAAGUAAGAGAAGAGCCAGGACGGGGGGUUCUUCAGCUUCUGCCCCCUGUUUGAAGGACACUACUUAUGGGUUCUUCUCUUUCAUAAGGCUGCAUUCACGGAGAGAUGAAAGCAGAGCAUCUAUCUCCUUUACCUGCUGGAAACUUCAUUUUCAGCCCCUGAAAGCUGCGUGAAUGGCAACACCUUUGGAGGAUCUGGGUGGGUCCUGGUCUUCAGACCACCCAAUGCAGAAAGGCACCAAAGAUUGUGGAGCAGGUGGCUGGCAGAGUCCACAUCCCUGAUUUGUGGCUCCUAGUCAGAAAGCAGUGGUAGCCACAGCUGGAGAGGUGUCUGCUAUGGGGAAGGGAAGUGGUCUUGCUGGGAGCCCUUGGCCAUGGAGGGAAAGGAGAAGCUGGAGGACAGCUGGCUGCAGAGGGUUGUGGAAGUGAAGGCCAAGGGUGGCAUGGGGUGAGGGCAAUCUGCUGUGCUGCCUGGGCUGCUCGAGCGGGUUGUAGAGGGAGACAGCCAGGGGUCUGAGACCUUAGGGGAAGCGAGCAGGGGAAACUAAUGUUGCUUUGCACAGAAAUGCUGUCAAAAUAGCUAGAAAAAGGGCUGCGUUACUUUAUCUCUGCUUCUGGUUGUGAAAUGACAUCAGUCCGAGUCUGACAUUUAUGUAAAACAUUCAUGUUUCUGAGGUGGGAAUCACUGUUCUGUGGGGAAUUGUCCUUCAUACAAGGAACAGCCCCUGUUGCCAGAGGAGACCUGAUCAGCUAAAUAAGACCAGACCCCACGUCUGCUGAGAUUAAAUCCCACUCGAUCUUCAGAGAUGUGGAAGGGAGGAGAGUUUGAGGAGGAUUGCAGGAUUUCAUUCCUUGUAAAGCUGAAAAGGCCCAUCAGAUUGAGAUGGCUAGAUGCAGAUGAUUGUAAGCAAAUGUCUCGUGGGCAUGUAAGUGGGUUUGCAACGUAGAGAGGAUAUUUGGAAGACCCUCCUGAAGCUCUGUUCUCUCUUGAGAGGGUCAGGGCCUCGUCUGGACAUUAAGUCAUCAGAUGUGAUGUUCAGCUCUGAACAAGCAGUGCUCUUCAGAGCCCAGGUUCUUCCCUGUAGGCCUUACCCACACCUCUACUGAGUCACCUGGCAAAGGACAGGCAGGACAGCCUGUAUACAAAAUGCUGCUACUAAUGCUAGUCUUCCAGUCCAAGAGCUGUGCGUGGUCCCUCACAACAAGUGCUUGGGAAGCAGGUUGGCCAAGACACAGGAAAACGUGUUGGGAAGUCUCCAUACCCUAAUCCCUCUAGGACAGGCUUUCCCAGCCAGGGCUCCACAGAGCUUGCAGCUCUCCCUGGCAGCCCACUGUUAAAUCCAGGUGUUCCUACCCAAAAUUAAAGCCUCUUUCUUCCAUAACAAGUGAUCAGUCCAAAGUAAGAAGAAGUUUUCCUUCCAGACUGAUCUCUCCCUAUUUUCUUCUCAUUCCUAAGCCUCUUGGAGCUUGGAGGUGGUAGGGACGUGUUAACGGUCCAGUUGAGCGUUGCUGGCUUGCAGUUUUUGGAAUCAAGAAAUAUUGUCCCUUGGACUCUUUGGUGAUUUGUUCCUAGCAAGGCUUGAUGAGGGUUGCAAGGUAGGAUGACUUCUCCUCCAUUCCAGUUUGCUUGAGAUCAUCUCCAGAAAGCCUUGUCUUUUAGGUACAGCACCGGGCAGGCUGGGGACAGGACUACAUAGGCAGCACCAUGAUGUUCUUGAAAUGCUUUACCUUGGUCCAGCCAGGGAGGCGUGGAGAAUAAGCAGUGACGAAGGGCAUUGGCCUCUCCUCUGUUGGAGCAGAAGGGAGGGCAGUUGGGCUGGCUGAGCCCUUUGCAUGCAGUGGUGGCCUGAAAGAGAGACCCGAAAUAACACUGGGAAAGAGGAGCUGCCAGUGAUGCUGCAGCACUGAGCAGAUGUACCAGCAAGACCCAAGCGGCUGGAGAUCAGCAGGGUUUUGUGUGAUAACAGCCCUUGAAGGACAUUCUCCUCUUGCUUUCCUGCUAACGGUAGGGUGUCUGCUCAGCGUGUGAUCAUGGCACAAGGUGCGUUAAGGAACAGAUAAAACACAGGGCUCUUGGGGCAGUGAGGAGGAGGAGGAGGGAUGGCUGAGCGUGGCUGCUGGUCUGACUGUGAGUACCACAGCUCCGGCAGCGCAAGGAGAGCUUUAUGGAUGGAUUGUUGAUUUGAUGGAUUGGGAAAGCUGGUGGGGAGGUGCCGUGGCCUUUUGUUGUGCUCAUAAAUCCACGGUUUGGGAAACUCUGACUUCGUGCAGUGGCAAUCAAUUUCACUGUCUCUCUUCUUCUCCCUGCCCAACGUAAUGAAGUUGAGAAAUUAAAGGCAGUGCUGCUGGUCAGAAUGAUGAAGGUGCCCUGGUGUCCUCAAGAGCCAGGUGUAGCUCAGCAAGGACAAGGCGUGGGUGGCUGGGACGCUGGAAAUCAGCAGGGCUGCAAGUGGAGCUGACAAACCUUUGCAGAUAUUAGAGUGGUCAUACAGCAAGUAUGUUGGGACAAACUGGGCAAGCAGGAGAGUUGUAGCCACAAGGGAGGUCCAGCUGAAGGUGCAGUUCAUUGUUGGCUCUGUGGUCUGUGCUGGAGCCAGCCUGGUGGAAUAGAAGAGCUGCCCAAAGAUUUUGGUUGUGGUCCAUCUUCACUCCCAGGCCUCUGAACACCACCAGCCAAGGUGCCUUGGUGGGGAGCUGCUGGCUGGCAGAAGACUACCGUUGGCCAAUUUUCUGAGCCACUCAGCAGUGCAGAGAGGUCCCAGCCCAUGUCCGGUUGAUGUGGAGGUGUUUGUUGAAUAGUUGGGUUUGGUCAGAGCCUGGGGGCUCCCUGUGUCUUCAGCUUAGUUCUUCUUAGCGUGGAGGCAAGAGGGAGAGGCAAAACCAGCCCUGGGUCCCCAGUGAAGCUUGUAGGAGCCUUUGGAGCACAGAGAGGGUUUUCUGCAGUGCAAUUUCUGCAGGUCCUUAAAGCACAAGCAUCGUUCAGCUCCUUCCCUUCUCGUCCAAGGCCACAAGGCUUUGGAUUGGGCUCUUAAAAAUAUUCUCUGUAUAGUUCUUGGAGUUUGAUUCAUUUGCUUGAAAUUAUGAGAUUGCAGGCAGGGAGGGGAGGAGGGCUUCAGGUGGGUGCUGAAGCCUGCAGUCUCUUAAUGCUCUACUGAUUUAAUCCGUUCCCCUGCGUUGCCAAACAAGCAGAUUCUUUUGAAAGAGAAAAAAAAAGAAAAAAAAGCCAAUUAAAAAAAAAGGCAAGAAAAAUAGCCAAGAAGAGCCCUCCUCAUCCUCCGUGCUGGGUGAACUGCAAGCCCCUGAAUGGAGAGGUGGGUCGUGGCACGGCUGACGCAGCCUUGGCCCCGUGCAAAGCCACGGUGGCGACUUGGCUGCAGCAAUAAUGAUCUCUGUUGACUCUGCACAAGAGGAGUCACUCGCCUCCGUUGUCCUGUGGAUGUCCAGCUUGGGAUUUCCCAGUAGCACAAGCCGGAAUUUAUUGUCGGCGUCACGCAACCGCUUCGGCACCUACGGCCCCAUUCCCCACGGGAGGAACCAGCCUGCCUGACGUGCAGCUCUUUCCCUGAUGAAAUGCCCCUACACUCUACAGCUGCUGAUUUUUUUUUUAAAGGUGUCUCUAAUGCCAGCUGUUCACCCGAGGUGAGGUUUCUCUGGACUGCACUGCUUCCAUAGAGUGAUGUUCGCAGUCCUCGUGCUUUCUUGUGGUUUUCUAUUUCGGACAAGAACAACUCCUCAUACUGUAACUAUGGAAUGUAGCACUUUGUUAAAUUAAAACAUUGGGAAAUAAAAAGCUGUCUGUCAUAUCUAA